GAGGCAAAGCUACCUUCAAACAGAAAACUUCUAAAAAUAAGAUCUUGUCUAAAAAUAAUAAUGCUCUUGUCUUUGACAUCUUAUCUUUCAAUAAUAUAUCUAUUAAUAAUAUAAUUUUAGCUCUUGCAAAUCUUCUUGAAAACAAACUCUUAGCUACAAAGACUUACUUCAGUAAGAAUAAAAGAAUAUACCUCAAAGUGAUAUUCAAGAAAGAAUUACAACAGCAAUUUUAUGCUACAAAAGGUCUAAACAUCUUUAAGCAAACUAUUUUUGAUUAUAUUCCAAUUAACCUCAAAUACAGUUUCCUCUCAGUUAAACUAAGAAAUACUCCUCUUGGUGAUAUAAACUAA
Messenger RNA from Scutellospora calospora, 350 nucleotides. Lineage: Eukaryota; Fungi; Glomeromycota; Glomeromycetes; Diversisporales; Gigasporaceae. The record is from the annotation of a GenBank genome assembly.